Messenger RNA from Euleptes europaea (tarantolino), 1204 nucleotides. RefSeq names its product mitochondrial glutamate carrier 1-like. The transcript is spliced from 9 exons. Gene Ontology annotation, molecular function: L-aspartate transmembrane transporter activity; L-glutamate transmembrane transporter activity. The coding region runs from base 131 to 1135 and encodes 334 amino acids. Gene Ontology annotation, biological process: L-glutamate transmembrane transport; aspartate transmembrane transport; malate-aspartate shuttle. The record is from RefSeq and is a predicted model, not a curated record. Lineage: Eukaryota; Metazoa; Chordata; Lepidosauria; Squamata; Sphaerodactylidae.
AAUUCACUCCACAGAGAUUAGACAGAAUUGUCUCUUAGAAGGAACCAACUUCUCGCCAUUGGCAGCUGGUAUUAUUUACUGACCAAAAAAGAGCUUGGAGCACUUUUCCUUUGGAGUAGUCUCAAAGAAGAUGGCAGAGAAACAGAUCAGUUUGCCUGCAAAGCUCAUCAAUGGAGGAGCUGCUGGAAUCAUUGGAGUUACUUGUAUAUUUCCAAUUGACCUAAUUAAAACUAGGUUACAGAAUCAGAGGACCGGGCAGCAAAUUUACAAAAGCAUGUUGGAUUGUCUAAUUAAAACACUACAUUCAGAAGGCUAUUUUGGAAUGUAUAGAGGUGCCGCUGUAAAUUUGACCCUUGUAACACCCGAGAAGGCAAUCAAACUAGCUGCUAAUGACUAUUUUAGGCAUCUCUUGGCCAAGGAUGGAAGGACCCUGUCAUUAGCUAAGGAGAUGAUGGCAGGCUGUGGUGCUGGAACCUGCCAAGUUAUCAUCACCACUCCUAUGGAGAUGCUGAAAAUCCAGAUGCAGGAUGCAGGGAGGCUAGCAUCGCAACAGCUUGUGAGCAGAGUUCACUGUUCGGUUCCUGGAUGCAAGGUUGUAGCUGUGAGCCCUGUUCUGACCAGAGCAUACAACGUGGGACCUGUGGUUCUUCCAAGGAGGAUAUCUGCAACACAGAUAGCAGUUGAGCUUCUACAUGCACAGGGCAUUAAAGGACUCUAUAAGGGUCUUGGAGCCACCUUGCUGAGGGAUGUCCCAUUUUCCAUCAUCUACUUCCCACUGUUUGCUCAUCUGAACAGAGCAAAACAGGAUUCCUUAGAGGAGAGGGCCCCUUUCUAUCGUUCUUUUCUGGCUGGCUGCAUGGCUGGCUCAGUGGCAGCCGUAUCAGUCAAUCCUUGUGAUGUAAUAAAAACUCGUCUUCAGUCAAUGGGCAAGGGAAGAAAUGAGGAGAACUAUAAUGGAAUUAGAGAUUGUGCAAGGAAGAUUUGGAUGAACGAGGGUCCCUUAGCCUUUCUAAAGGGAGCUGGCUGCAGAGCACUAGUUAUUGCUCCUCUCUUUGGUAUAGCCCAAGGUAUUUAUUUUAUCGGCGUUGGAGAAUUUCUCAUUGAGCUGUGCCAGUAUGGAGGACUUUCCCCUUAGACCUGCCUUCUCAUUCUCUGGACCUACUGGAAUAGAAUCGACAAGGACCACCAGCAGACAACUUACAAG